Octopus sinensis (East Asian common octopus) is the source of this 1812-nucleotide messenger RNA. RefSeq names its product WD repeat-containing protein 46. The coding region runs from base 160 to 1797 and encodes 545 amino acids. Gene Ontology annotation, biological process: maturation of SSU-rRNA from tricistronic rRNA transcript (SSU-rRNA, 5.8S rRNA, LSU-rRNA). The record is from RefSeq and is a predicted model, not a curated record. The transcript is spliced from 15 exons. Gene Ontology annotation, molecular function: protein binding. NCBI's taxonomy places the organism in Eukaryota, Metazoa, Mollusca, Cephalopoda, Octopoda, Octopodidae. Gene Ontology annotation, cellular component: nucleolus; small-subunit processome; 90S preribosome.
CGAAUUGAUCAAUACCUUGUGAAUGGAACUUAGUAAGCAAACUGAGACGUCUGAAUAAUGGAAAGAGUUUUAAAAAAAAGGUUGGAGUAAUCUCCCCUUAAAAGUGUACCGGAAGUGUAUUACACCGUGUGUUGUCCUGUGGAAAACACGUGUUGCAAAAUGGACCCCACGGAAGAAAAGUCACCAAAGAAAGGUUCUAACGAAAUAGAUUAUGAAAAAUUGCCUACUGUGGAUUCUAGUAAUGUACAAAUUUUUGAAAUUCAACCAAACACAUCUGUACAAAAUUCCAGGAAUAGAGUGUCUGGGAGGAAAAAAGAUCCAUAUGAAGGACGUGUUCCUGUUGAUAAGAAAGAGUUGAAAAAAUAUAAACGAGGAAAUGCUACAAAAGAUGUGAAAAAUUUCAAAACCAAAUAUCACAGGGAUUGCUAUAUAAGUAAAAAACGGAAGAAUCAAUUUGCUAUUGAACAGUCUGCUCGGAGUGAACUCUUGUUACAAGAUACAGUUGGAUCAAGUGAUAUACGACUAAUAGACCAAGACUCUAUUGCAGCAUCAGUUGAUAUUACAAGUGCCACUAAGUACUUUGGCUUAGAUUUGAACUUUGGGCCAUACAAAAUUGAUUAUACAAGGAAUGGAAGACACCUGCUUCUUGGAGGGAAAAAAGGACAUGUAGCUGCCCUCGAGUGGCAAACUAAAAAACUCUGCAAUGAAAUGAAUGUAAUGGAAUCAAUCACUGAUGUUAAAUGGCUUCACCAGGAAACUAUGUUUGCAGUUAGUCAGAAGCAAUGGACCUAUAUUUAUGACAAUCGUGGCAUUGAAAUACAUUGUUUGAAAACUUUGGAUCAAACUUUACAAAUGGAAUACCUUCCUUACCACUUUCUGCUUGUGGCAGCAAAUGCAAGAGGAUAUUUGUCCUACCUGGACACCUCCAUUGGUAGUAAAGUUUCAGCUAUCAGAACCAAUAUGGGCCGUUUAAAUGUUAUGUGUCAGAAUCCAUCUAAUGCUAUUAUACACCUCGGACAUUCAAAUGGAACUGUAACACUGUGGUCACCAAAUGCAAAAGAUUAUUUAGUCAAAAUGUUGUGCCAUAAAUCUAAUAUACGGUCAAUAGCUGUGGACCAACGGGGUUUAUACCUAGCUACAUCUGGAGAUGACAGUCAUAUGAAAAUAUGGGAUCUUCGUACCUACCAAAUGCUACAGUCUUACCGAAUAGAUAGUGGUGCCAAUUGUUUGUCUUUCAGUCAACGCGAUAUGCUUGCAGCUGGCAUUGGCAAUGUCGUACAGAUAUUUGAUAACUGCUGUUCUCGAACAGUAAACACUCCAUACUUAUUUCAUAAACUGUCUGGAAGAGUGCACAGUACAAAAUUCUGUCCUUAUGAAGAUGUACUUGGUGUUGGCUAUGAAAAAGGAUUUCAGAGUCUGCUUAUUCCUGGUUCUGGUGAGCCAUGUUUUGAUGCUCUUGAAGCAAAUCCAUAUCAAUCCAAAGAACAACGUCGAGAAACAGAAGUGAAAAUGUUACUUGAUAAGAUUCAACCUGAUAUGAUAAGUCUGGAUAAUCGAAGGAUACUUAAACCAAAUUAUGGAAGCAUUUCUGGCAUCAUGGAAGAAAAGAAUAAACAAGCCCUUAGAGCUCCAGGAAAACUUGUUAAAUUAAAGCAAAACGCGAAACAUAGCAAGAAAACUGACAAAGUGAUUAGAAGGACGAGAGCCAUCAAAGAAGAAGGUAAAAGGAAAACACGCAAAGAGGAAAUGAUGGAGCAAAAGGAAAAAGAAUGGAGAGAGAAAUAUUCUAAAGAAUAAAAAUGUGGAAUUGUC